AUGCAACCUCUCAUUUUGGUAGUAUUUUCAAUCUUAGGACUUAAACAUGUUGUAGUUACUAAUAAUGUAAAUUUCUCACAUCCUACUUUGACUUUCUCAGUUAAUGCUUGUGAUGGUGUGAAACAAGGAUACAAUGACCAUGGAAACGGAAAAGAUAUUGACAGCCAAUUAUCAAACUAUGGAGUAAUUGCUACCGAUAGUAAGUUUACGUUCGACUGUUGUGGUACUAUAAGAAGAUGGCGUGCUACAGCUGGUGGCCCAGGAGAAGUAGAUUUACAAGUAUGGCGACCAACUGGCAAGGAAAACGAGUUUAGACUGAUGGGACAGAAUUCUUUGACAUUUGAUAAAGCUGGAGGUGUGGUAACAAAUAUACCAGAGGAAAAUAGAAUUUCUGUUGAGAAAGGUGAUUAUAUGGGAUGGCACACAAAAACGAGUGGUACGAUUAUUUUUGAUGAUGGCGGAAGUGAUGGAAAUUACGUAUUGCAGUCUAUGCCGGGAGCGUCAUUUGGAGCAAUAGUUGAUUGGUCGGCUGCGACAAGGGUCGACAAAAGGUCAUACUCCAUUGAAGCUAUAGGAAAUGACAAUAUGCCACCUAGUUUUAAGAAUUUACCACACACUAGCAUCAUUUCACAAGCUGAUAUGUAUGAUCUUGCCCAGCAACCGACUGAGGUAUUCCUGAUAGAAGUCACCGAUACUGAUGUACACGAUAUACCUGGGUUGAAAGUGGAAGUAUUCGGAUUUGAUCAAUACUUUCAAAUAGAGAAUACAAAUAUGGUUGUAAUUGUAAGUGCACCUCCUGUAGAUACUUAUGUAUUGAAAAUAAAAGUAACAGACCAUUGUGGCCUCAACAAGACAGAACAAUUGACUGUAGAAAUAAAAGACUUCGGUACUACAACUAAAGGUCCAGACGAACCUGUUAACACAGCUGCUUCAUCAGGGGAUUCAGAAGAUUUUGAAUGGGAUUGGCUGAUUGGUGUUAUAAUUGCAACAAUAAUUAUUCUGGUAAUAGUAGCACUGCUUUUCUUUUUCCGAAAGAAAGGAUGGUUGAAAAAAGCUCACAGAACUGCUCCUAAAAGAAAACUAGCAAAGGACGAAGAAAUGGAUAAUGGAACCAAAACUGAUUCAAAUAAUCCCUUAACACAAAAUUAAGACAAUUCCAGCAUUAUGUUAAUCUUGUUAACAAAAAUGUUUGAUUUUCUGAAGCAAGAUUUUAAUAGUAC
Mytilus trossulus (common blue mussel) is the source of this 1220-nucleotide messenger RNA. RefSeq lists its product as uncharacterized. NCBI's taxonomy places the organism in Eukaryota, Metazoa, Mollusca, Bivalvia, Mytilida, Mytilidae. The coding region runs from base 1 to 1149 and encodes 382 amino acids. The record is from RefSeq and is a predicted model, not a curated record. The transcript is spliced from 9 exons.